GAAAAUGCAGAAAAGUUCCCUUCGCAAGAAGGGGCGCGAUCUCGCUCGGCCGAGGCAGCAAGCGUAGGACCCUUUGGCGACCGCUGCUUCGUUCUGCGCCCGGCCAGGCGUCCCAAAGCGGGACAGGAGCCGCUUAGCCUGCCACCCCCGCUACUUCUGCGACCUGGCGCGUCUCCUCUCCACCCUUCUGGAUAAAGGGCGACUCUUCCUCGCUCGGAAAUCACCGGUCCGGUUGGGAGCCAGAGAGGUUUCCAGCGACUGUCGUCUUCCCUCUCGCCUUGCGAUCCUUGUCUCCUUCCUCGCCUUGUUGCGCAUCCGAGGAUCUCCCCUGCGCCCAUGGCAGCGCGCAAGAUUUGGCCCAGCUGACUGCAGGCUUUUGCCGCGCUUCUUGGAUUUCAGAAAAGUAAAAGGAGUCUUUUGUAUGCCAGUUGUUGGGCAAUGGUGGCAGGAAGAUGUUGGCCAGGAAAAGUAUUAUCCCAGAAGAAUAUGUUCUUGCCCGCAUUGCAGCUGAGAAUUUGGGCAAGCCACGCAUUCGAGACUGCCAACGCAAAGCCCGCUUCAUCGCCAAAAAUGGGGCUUGCAACCUAGCCCACAAGAACAUCCGUGAGCAGGGACGUUUCCUGCAAGACAUCUUCACCACCUUGGUAGACCUGAAAUGGCGCCACACUCUGGUGAUCUUCACCAUGUCCUUCCUCUGCAGCUGGUUGUUCUUCGCCAUGAUGUGGUGGCUGGUGGCUUUCUCCCAUGGAGACAUGGACAAGCCUUGCACCACUGAAGACCUCAGCAAAUGGAAACCGUGCAUCACCUGCGUCAGGUCCUUCAUCUCUGCUUUCCUCUUCUCCAUUGAGGUCCAGGUGACCAUUGGUUUUGGUGGAAGGAUGAUGACCGAGGAAUGUCCCAUAGCCAUCAGUGUUUUGAUCCUCCAAAACAUUGUGGGCUUGAUCAUCAACGCGGUCAUGUUGGGUUGCAUCUUUAUGAAAACCGCCCAGGCCCACCGGAGAGCAGAAACUUUGAUCUUUAGCCGGAAUGCAGUCAUCACUGUCCGUAAUGGCCACCUGUGUUUCAUGUUCCGCGUAGGGGACCUGAGGAAAAGCAUGAUCAUUAGCGCCUCGGUACGAAUCCAGGUUGUCAGGAAGACCACCACUCCAGAAGGAGAAGUCAUCCCAAUCCACCAGCUCGACAUUCCGGUAGACAAUCCUCUUGAAAGCAACAACAUUUUCCUGGUGGCUCCGUUGAUCAUUUGCCACGUCAUUGAUAAGCGGAGCCCACUUUAUGACAUCUCCGCCAACGACCUGGCCAACCAAGACCUAGAAAUCAUUGUCAUACUUGAAGGUGUCGUAGAAACCACUGGAAUCACCACCCAAGCCAGAACAUCCUACAUAUCAGAAGAGAUCCUCUGGGGCCAUCGCUUUGUGCCCAUCGUCACGGAAGAAGAAGGGACUUAUGCUGUCGACUACUCCAAAUUUGGCAACACCAGCAAAGUUGCAGCACCCCGUUGCAGUGCCAAGGAGCUGGAUGAGAAGCCUUCCAUUCUCAUCCAGACCCUCCAGAAAAGUGAGCUGUCCCACCAGAACUCCUUGAGGAAGCGUAACUCCAUGCGGAGGAAUAACUCCAUGCGGAGGAAUAAUUCCAUCAGGAGGAAUAACUCUUCCUUCAUUGUGCCUAAAGUCCAGUUCAUCACGCCUGAAGGCAACCAGAACACCAUGGAAACAUGACAGAACCAAGCAGUCAUGUGCAGAGUGUCAAGACUCUGACAAUACCCCCCCCCCCCUUGGACUCAUAAGUCCCUAGCUGCAUGUCUCAGAGUAAAA
This is a messenger RNA of Pseudonaja textilis, 1811 nucleotides long. RefSeq names its product potassium inwardly rectifying channel subfamily J member 8 (gene KCNJ8). Gene Ontology annotation, molecular function: ATP-activated inward rectifier potassium channel activity. Gene Ontology annotation, cellular component: plasma membrane. Gene Ontology annotation, biological process: potassium ion import across plasma membrane; regulation of monoatomic ion transmembrane transport. The record is from RefSeq and is a predicted model, not a curated record. NCBI's taxonomy places the organism in Eukaryota, Metazoa, Chordata, Lepidosauria, Squamata, Elapidae.